Molecule: messenger RNA, 3104 nt
Organism: Ictalurus furcatus (blue catfish)
Lineage: Eukaryota; Metazoa; Chordata; Actinopteri; Siluriformes; Ictaluridae
Exons: 2
Coding region: 651-1394 (247 amino acids)
Molecular function (GO): catalytic activity
Source: RefSeq, a predicted model, not a curated record
CAUUGCGCUGGAGAAGACGGGACUUUGAUAGGAGGGCUAGAAAAUGAUUCUCUAUCAAGAGGCCUCUAGGAGGACCUACGCUCACAAGCGACGAUCUGCAUAUACAUACCCACACAUAACACCCUGACACAUCAACACACCAAUCCCAUGCUACCAAUCCCACGAUAUCUUAAGUGAUAUCUAGUAACCUAGUAGCAAAAGCGAUUAUUGACCCAGGCGAACAGUAACUGGUAAGUGUUUGCUUCUGUUUUUUUUAGUUGAAACUAGUUUUAGCACCGAUUGUCAGAUAGAAGCUGUAACUGCGCUUCCUUGUUGCUACGAGCUGUAUACACAUUGCUAGAUUAAAGCUAAUUCCGGUAUUCAUAUUCGGUUUCGGUCGGGAGUCGCUCGUUCACACGACUACUCUUUGUUUUGCUAAUUAAAGAGGCGUGCUCAGCUGUGAAACACAGCAGUAUUUAAUAAUUAAGAAACUCUGAGGUGGAAGCGUCAGCCCUUGUUGUGUGAAAACCGAGCUCGUGUAAAGACCUGCGAGUCUACCUGUGCGAGUCCACCGAGCAAGGACACAGACAAGACACCACACGUGCUGCUAAGUAUACUUUUUUUUCUCCCUUUAUUCCUCUUGUUGUUUACCUGUUUACACAGGUACUAACAUGUGUCAUCAGUUUAUCCCUAUUAUUUGCCACAGGCGCAGACCGCGGCAUACUCCCAGAAAAGUACGCAACUUGGACAACCUACGCUCUCUGAAUGUGGCCUCUGCAGAUUCCUUCUCAUCCUCUAUAGGACUUUGGAACUGCCAAUCUACUGUCAACAAGGCAGAUUUCAUUCCUGCCUUUGCAACCCACUACAAUCUCAGUGUGCUGGCUCUGACUGAGACCUGGAUCCAUGCUGAGAACACUGCCACACCCGCUGCCCUAGCCUCCAACUUCAACUUCUACCAUACCUCACGUCCCAACAGACGAGGGGGUGGUACAGGUUUGCUUCUCUCCAAAACAUGGAAAUUUACCUGGCUUUCUCCCUCUUGCUCAUACACUUCCUUUGAAUUUCAUUCUGUUACAGUCACUGACCCUGCCAAAAUGCACUUUCUUGUUGUUUACCGUCCUCCAGGUCAACUGGGGAAGUUCAUCGAUGAAUUUGACAUGCUACUGUCCACCAUCCCAGAUGAUGGAACUCCUCUUCUGGUCCUUGGUGAUUUCAACAUUCAUCUAGACAAGCCACAUGCAGCUGACUUUCUUGCUCUCCUUCCCACAUUUGACCUCAAGCAGUUCACCACACCAGCAAUUCCCAAAACCGGCAAACAGCUCAACCUCAUCCUCACACAACAACCUCCUGGACACCAAGCAGUCUGGCUUCAAGAGCAAUCACUCCACAGAGACUGCUCUGCUUUCCGUCACUGAAGCCUUACGACUAGCAAGCGCAACCUCUAGGAUGUCCUCAUUCUACUUUACCUCUCUGCUGCUUUCGACACUGUGAACCAUCAGAUCCUCCUGUCAACUCUCUCCAGCCUGGGCAUCACUGGAACGGUUCUGCGCUGGGUGGAAUCCUAUCUCCCUGACAGAUCCUUCAAGGUAUCAUGGAGGGGAGGUAUUUCUGAAACUCAGCAACUCACAACUGGUGUUCCACAGGGGUCAGUUCUGGGUCCACUCUUCUUUUCUAUCUACACUACAUCUCUAGGGCAGGUGAUUGAGUCUCAUGGCUUCUCAUAUCAUUGCUAUGCUGACAACACCCAGCUCUAUUUGUCCUUCCAGCCUCUUACGCCCCAAAGCUCCCUGACCACAGACUACUGUUGAAGACUAGACACAAAUCAUUAGAUGUUGACCUGCACAUCCACUCAUACAUACAAACCUAAUCGUGCACCCUUCUCCUGGUAUAGGUGGUAUCUGUUAGUAAGCCCUGUCAUAGAAAUAAACUCUCAAAUCACUGGGACCAUUCCCGACAACACUGGGGGUUCGGAGGUAAACCCUUAAGCUGGAAAGAUAAACCAAAGUGCGAUAUUGAAGUUUAUUGGGUGGAAGACUUAAUGAUCAAUCACGCCAAUCACAUCGUUGCAGCAGUAAGAGUGCAUGACGCACAAACUUUUACCCAAAUUUGGUAUUGCAACAGUGCUAGCCACACAACGUAACGCGUCCCCUCGUCACGCACACACAUGAUGAUUAUUCUAUCAUUGAACACAUGCGGUCUGCGAUACGCUACCCUCCACAGACUAGCGAGAUGGGGUUUGAUUAGCUGAACUCAGUACUCAGGGGAUGGGGCUCGUGGAUAUUAACCGUCUGUCUACCAAUAGGUGCAAUAAUUCUUCUUGUCUUGCUCAUUUUGCCUUGUAUUGUUUCUCUUGUUAGGAGCAGUCUCUCAAGCUCGUUGAAAUCACUAAUGCCCAAAUGCUGAUGUUGACAAAGACUGAGUACGAUCCCUAUGAUGACCAACCUGACUUGUAUCCUAAACCUGACUAGGUAUAAGAUUCUCCCAGCUACACUGACGAUGAAGACUUUUUUCAUUUUUUUUCAUUUUUUUUUCAUUGACAUCAAUUUCACACCUAUUGUAAAUAUUCCUAUGACCAUGACGAUUCUUAUUUCACUCUAAAAUAAGCUUGCUUGACGACAGGAUACUUUAUAUACGCAAAAACAGCCUUAGCGAAGUCAUUGUGUCUGUUUCAUGUUGAAUUCAGCUGAACCGUGAAAGGAUUCUGAAGUUCCGAUUUUCUCACAGCAUUGUAAUUUCUCGGUUAAUUUUAGUCAUCAUAUUUUGUAAUGAUAAAAUGGGGGAAAUGUGAGGGCAAUUACUCAUUUUUUCUUUGUAAUAAGUUUGUUCUUGUUCUGUUUCAUUCUCAUGUGAGGAUAAUGCCAAGACAGCUUCCAUGUUGAGUGAAUGGCAGAAAAUUUGUCUACAUCUAGAAGUGAUUGUGAAACUACCGUAGUAAUUGUUGGAAAUAAAAUAGACAUGAAAUGAACACGAGGGAGACCAAGUAUGAGUAGUAUGUAAUUUUAUUGAGAAUUCACUGGACUGGUGGGCCUGUAAGAACCGAUGUUCACCUAAGACACAACACAUACAGAUAAGCAAUGCGCAGGGGGAUAACAAUACAUGUUUUGGUUAGUGCGGCAGGCCUCAGA